AUGCCCCCUCCGCGCAGCAAGAAACGACCGGUGCAGCGUCUGCGUCAGAAGCUACGCGACCUGCACCCGCGCCACGAGCUCGUGCGCUUUGUGCACAAGCUCAAGGGCCUGCUGCACGCCGUCUUCGUCCACGCCCACGCCACCCACGACUCGAGCACUGACCAGAAGUCUGCCUCCGCCACACCUGCCGACGCCGAACCCGACGCCCGCCUCGCCCUCCACCACCACCGCGACUCGCCGCUCCCGCCGCCCCGCCAGACCCCGCCCGGCUACCAGAGCAUCCGUUGCGUCACCCCCUCCGAGCACGAGGAGGGCCUGCACGACGAUCCGCCCCCCGGCGUGCCCUACCAGCAGUACUUCCCCUUCCGCUCCUACGAAGACCUGCGCGCCGCCGAGGAGCACCGCUACCACCUCCGCGAGCAGCAGGCCAUUGAGGAACUCCGAGAAGCCCGCCGUCGCGCCUCGUCCGGCCUGUCCUAUCAGCGUCUCUCGGUCACGUCCAACCGCACUUCGCGCGCCACCUCCUACCGCGGCCCCGAGUUCUCCCUCGAAACCUUCAAAAACCAGGACUUCAUUGUCAAGGACUUCAUCGAGACUCUCUCUGACGCCGCCGUCCCCGCCAGCCGUCGUUCAGGAAACCCUGCCCGCCAGGUGGCCUUUGACCCGAAGCCCUUGAUCCGUACAUUCGAACAUGCCUUGGCUCGCUUGGGCACCCUAUCCGAGGACCUCGAGCUCCAGGAGAACGAACUCUCCGGCUCGGUGCGCCGCGCCGAGGCACAGCACGGCCAGAAGACGGAAUCGCUGGGCAGGAAGCUCGAGGAUGCCAUAGAGCAGUUCAAUAGGCUGGAUAACUCGCUCAACGGAGGUGUCAGCGAUGACGUAGACAGCGAGAGUGGCGGCAAUGUCGCUGUGCGGAUCGGAGAACGGCUGGAGGAACUGGACCGCCAGCGACAACGUGCGCAGGACGCUAAGUUCCUCAUCCAGUGCUGGAUGGAGGUCAGCGAGCGAGGAGAUCUGUCAUCGUUAGAAGACGUCAGACGGCUUGGAGGUGGAGAUGGAAAGGUCCGGUGUGCGCACAUUGCCAGGCAAUUGCUCCGACUCAGCCACAGGUUAGACCCAGAAUAUGGCCAAGUGAACGUUCCCAGGACAAACGGAGUCGACGGUGCCAACGGGCAAAACGGUGCACCGGCUAAGAAACACAACACGAGGGAGAUAAUUGAGAAGUUCCUGGAGAUGCUGGAAAAGGAUCUGUUGAAGCAGUUUGAUGACUUCUACCGGAGGCAGAACUUUGACGGCAUGAGGGAAUGCGCUGCUGCGUUACGCGAUUUCAACGACGGUGCAAGUGUCAUGGGACUGUUCGUCAACCAACAUCAGUUCUUCAUCGACAGGAGCCAAUUGGUCACCGAGGAGCUGGCAGGCGACGGUGAAACUUGGGACCGUCUUGCCGACCCGGAUGCGGAACCGCCAGGCGUUGAGCCAAGUCUCCAGUCCCUAGUCGACGAGGUCAGGCUCGUCGUCCAAGAAGAAUCGUUCAUAAUCAAGAAGGCAUUCCCCUACGCCGACGAGGUCUUGAUCAGAUUCUUGCAGCGCGUGUUCCAGCAAUCCAUUCAAGCCCGGUUGGAAAUGGUUCUUGACAAAGCAAACUCCAUUUCCUCACUAGCAUUCCUCCGCUCUUUGCAAGCUGCAAGAAGUUACAUCGGCUCUCUUGUCGACGACCUCAAAUCACACGGCUUGACUGAACAUCCGGAACCAGUGACUUCACAAGUUGCAGCAAUGCUGGACCAGCAGCUUGAGGACCUCUUCAUCCCGUACCUCCUUGGGUCUUCUUAUAUCGAAAGAGAAAAGAAGAACCUAGAAGAACUAUACUCGUCGCUACUUUUCAAGUUCACUGUUUACCAGUCGAAGAGACGUAAGAUCGCAACAUCUUACCUGGGCUCAUUGAGUCAAAGAGGUCGUGAACUCUUCGCGUCAGCAAAAGACGCCUACAUGGAGAGGUUAGGAUCUUCCGAUAUCUCAACCUCACAGAGAAGUAUGAUGCUUCAGCUUGCUGGCAUCAAGGAAGCAGACAGCGACAAGGAGAUCGAGGUCUCCGAGGAGGACGGUCAGCUCAGUCUGCCCAAUGCCAAACGCAUGCUCAAGUGGUUGGCCGAAGGGGUUGGCCGAAGCCUCGAAUUAAGUGGUGGCAACGAAACACCGAAGGAUGUUCAAGCGAUGCUUGGGCUGCUCCUUUCUCACGUCGGUGAGAUCUAUCUGGAGACAGCAUUGGACGCUGCUGCCGAAUUGGCUGCCUCUCAGGAGAACGUCAAGAACAACCCCCCGGACAUUUCAUACCUCUAUUCUCUUCGUACUGCGAUCGGAAUUCUACAUCUCCUGCAGAUGUCUAUCAAUACUGUCCUUCUUCCUCUCGCUGCCCCAUCUCUGAUAACCCGCCGCGAGAUUGAGAAGACCACCAAUACCACCAUCACAAAUCUCGAAAACAAGAUCAGCAAUAUCCUCCAAAAGACCAUCGAUGUAUGUCUUUCCUGGGCGGCCAAGCUACUUCAAGGCCAGAAAAAGCAGGAUUUCCGACCUCGUGACGAGGACCUGGUGUCGCUGGGCGCCGAGACGCCGACGUGUCUGGCAGUGACGCGCUUUCUUGACAAGGUUGCCAACCAAGCCACUGCCACAUUAUCACAGCCCGCUCUCGGUCUCUUCCUGAGCGAACUUGCCCUUGGGUUGCGCAGCCAGUUGCUUGACCACUUCCGCCGUUUCACCGUCUCACUUACCGGUGGCCUGGUCGUAUCUAAGGAUGCGACCAAGUACGCAGAGCUGGUGCGUGGAUGGCCAACGUCGGGUAGCUCUUCAUCGGAUGCAUCCGGCGGUAAGCGCGGGUCCACAGACAACAACAAGCAGACCGCGAGCUCAAACAGCGGCGGCUUCGAAAAGAACGGCAUGGAUAUUCUGGUCGAUGUUGCCAACUUGUUCGUCAUCGGGCCCGAGGCUCUGCGCGAGAGGCUACGCGGUGUCAACGGUGGUGAGAGGGAAGCUCUCAAGAGCUUCGUCCGCAACAGGGAGGAUGCGAGCAGUAUCGGCGUGCAGACGGUGUUGGCUGGUCUGUAG
This is a messenger RNA of Lasiodiplodia theobromae, 3099 nucleotides long. Its product is annotated as Exocyst complex component. The transcript has 6 exons. NCBI's taxonomy places the organism in Eukaryota, Fungi, Ascomycota, Dothideomycetes, Botryosphaeriales, Botryosphaeriaceae. Gene Ontology annotation, cellular component: exocyst; cytoplasm. Gene Ontology annotation, biological process: exocytosis; Golgi to plasma membrane transport. The record is from RefSeq and is a predicted model, not a curated record. Bases 1 to 3099 code for a protein of 1032 amino acids.